CCUACCUACCUGCCUACCUACCUACAUAGUAGAUAAAGGCACCCAUCGCAGCGGACGGGCUCGGAAAACAUCCCGUUAUUUAGCCACUUCUACUGCGCGACCCAGUAAAUCGUUAGCAUGCCUCUCGUUAGUGCCCGGGGACCUAGCUCAAGGCUUAGCUGGGUACAUAAUCAACUCUUCCUCCCGAGGACGAUGACGGCUGUGACCUUGACGAGACUUUGGAGUAUCCUGCGUCGCGAUCCAGCCUCCUCGCGGAGAUCAUAUUCCUGGUCUUUAUCUACCAAUCCGCUAUUCAUCCCUUCUUCCAUCCUAAGUCUUGGUCGAAAGCGGGCCGGGUCCGGUUUCCAGAAGUCUUGCUUGAUUCUACCAUCUCGUCACCGUCCUAAUAUUAGCGGUUUCCUAAACAGACAUGGGUUCAGACGAGUCUGACUUCUACGGCGACGACGACACCGUGGCGGAUCUCAAGGCCGAAGUGAAAACGUUUGACGUCAAAGCUUGGUGGGCGGAGUAUGGCAAGGUCGACACACCUCUAAAGCUUCAGGCUGGAAAGCAGCCGACGGUUGACCUCUCCCGCUGGCAUAACCCUUACGCUGGAGUGGAGCAUGCUUGGCAACAUACCGAGACAGUCGAGGAGUUUUUAAAGCGACUUCCCCCGGCAACAACAGAGCAGACACCGUCGAACUCUUGGGUCUGGAUCUAUAACCCGUAUAUCAAGCACAAGAAGAAGAGCGAAGCGGACAAUGAGAUGAUCCGUGGCGGUGAGGACGAGGUCCCCGAGGCGGAAGGGGCAGACCUCUCUCGGGUUGUUGCAGGAGGGAUGGAAAGACUGCAUUUCGCGUCCGACUAUAUCGAUAUGUGCAAGAAAUCCAGCGACGAUCUGGAUUACAUCGCUCGAGAAUGCCGAAAAGCAGGCUUGGACGCGGCGAAGGAUAUUUUAGAUCUCGCGAAAGCACACCAUGUGACAUGCGGAAAAUGGAUGCUCUUCUGUUCCGCCUUCCAGGUCAACGAAGUAUGGGGUAUCAUCGCCAACGCGACGGCUAACAAUGAGCUCGGGAUCGCUGCCAAGGCCGCGCUGCGGUCGACGGAUGAUCCCAGGACAUAUCAACUCAUUUGCGUCUACACUGCCGAUUUUAGCGACGCCAAGGACGUCAAGAGAGUGGCCGAAAAGUUGAAGCAGCUCGGGCUUGUGCAACCGAGAGGGCGACCGCUGUACUACAAACCCGAUGUGUACACGUACCUAGGCAUUGCCCAAGGUAAUCCUUGGGACAUAAAGGCCUCUAUAUAUGACACGACAUCCAUGCUCGAGAAACGUAGGGAAAGGUGACCAAGACGGAAGAGGGCAAUUUUUAUGAGCGCUCAUGGGAUAAUGACUGGAUGAAUCGAAAAACGCGCCUGAUGGUCGAAGGUCUGCUUUCAAGAUAAUGCUGGCCCGGAAACCCCCACAAUAAACAUCCCAAAGCCUGUCAGUAGCCCCUUCUAGUACUGGCAAUGCAUUGUCCCUCCGCGGCAUGCUUGUCUUGAUAUUGAUCCAUUCCCCGAUGCCUUCUGCCAGGGCGCGAUCAUAACCCAACCAGUCUAACAUCCUUACCGGAGUAUCCCCUAGGCGUCGCCAGACACGGCGCGGAGGGUAUGCCUCUCUUCCACGCUCGCACAACAGCUUAAAGAGCAGCCUGCCUCAGAACAGAAAUGGGGCUGCCGGGCUAAUCCGAGAACUCAACGAUAUAC
Messenger RNA from Durotheca rogersii, 1725 nucleotides. RefSeq names its product DUF1917-domain-containing protein. Bases 410 to 1324 code for a protein of 304 amino acids. The transcript has 6 exons. The record is from RefSeq and is a predicted model, not a curated record. NCBI's taxonomy places the organism in Eukaryota, Fungi, Ascomycota, Sordariomycetes, Xylariales, Xylariaceae.